CAAGUCAGACAAGUUGCGGAGCAGACAAGAAGGCGGUGGUGACUGUUGUGGUGAUCGCUGUGAUUAACGCGAGUGGUUAUUAGCUCCGAGCUGAACAUAAUCAUUUGCUCCCGCUCACAACGAUUUGAAUGACAAAAAGACGCUUAAAUUGGUAGGUUUAUUGGCUGUUAUUAAGCAAGGAGCCGGUCAUCUGUGGACAAUGAGGAAGAUUGCAUUGCUGCUAAUUGUGCUGCUCGGCGUUGCACACUUUGCUAAUAUUUGCAGGUGUGAAGAUGAGGAAAACGACGAGUUGGAGGAAGAGGAGAGCGAUGACGUCAUGGAGGAUGAAGAUGACGACACAGAAAUCAAAGAGGAGAAUGGAGUGAUGGUUCUCACAGACGCCAACUUUGAGUCCUUCAUGGAGGGCAAAGACACAGUGCUCGUUGAGUUUUACGCUCCAUGGUGUGGUCAUUGCAAACAGUUUGCUCCAGAAUAUGAAAAGAUUGCACAGACCCUAAUGGAGAACGAUCCUCCAAUCCCGGUGGCUAAAGUGGAUGCCACAGUUGCCAAAGACGUGGCCAGCAGAUUUGACGUGUCUGGUUAUCCCACCAUUAAGAUCUUGAAAAAAGGCGAACCAGUGGACUAUGAUGGCGACAGGACAGAACAAGCCAUUGUGGCUCGCGUCAAAGAGGUCGCUCAACCUGACUGGCAGCCGCCUCCCGAGGCCACGCUGGUGCUCACCAAGGACAACUUUGACGAGACAGUCAACAAUGCCGACAUCAUCCUGGUAGAGUUCUACGCCCCUUGGUGUGGCCACUGUAAGCGUCUGGCUCCCGAAUACGAGAAGGCGGCCCAGGAGCUCAGCCAGCGCUCUCCUCCUAUCCCUCUGGCCAAGGUGGACGCCACCGUGGAAAACGACAUUGCCUCCCGCUUCGAGGUCUCCGGCUACCCCACCCUCAAGAUCUUCAGGAGGGGCAAAAUGUUUGACUACAACGGGCCCAGAGAGAAGUUUGGCAUUGUGGACUUCAUGAACGAGCAGGCGGGACCUCCUUCCAAGCAGGUCCAGGCUGUUAAACAAGUGCAAGAGCUCCUAAAGGACGGUGACGAUGCGGUCAUCGUUGGAGUCUUCUCCAGCGAGGAUGCGGCUUAUGAGACCUACAUUGAGGCUUGUAACUCGCUCAGGGAGGACUUCACCUUCCGCCACACCUUCAGUGCCGAGGUGGCCAAGCUGCUCAAAGCAUCGCCCGGGCAUGUUAUCAUCAGUCAGCCUGAAAAGUUCCGCUCCAAAUAUGAACCAGCAUCAAGCACACUUGCAGUCAAGGACUCUACAUCAGUGUCUGAUGUGCAGGAGUUCUUCAAAAAGCACGCCAUCCCUCUGGUGGGCCACAGGAAGCCGAGCAACGACGCUAAACGCUACACCAAGAGGCCGCUGGUGGUCGUGUAUUACGGAGUAGAUUUUAGCUUCGACUACAGGAAAGCCACGCAGUUCUGGAGGUCCAAGGUGCUGGAAGUGGCCCAUGACUUCCCAGAGUACACGUUUGCCAUCGCUGACGAGGAAGACUAUGCCGAAGAGCUGAAGAGUCUGGGCCUGAGCGAGAGCGGCGAGGAAGUCAACGUGGGGAUUCUGGCAGAAGGCGGCAAAAAGUUUGCCAUGGAUCCUGAGGAGUUGGAUGCUGACGUGCUGAGGGACUUUGUCACGGCUUUUAAAAAGGGAAAGCUGAAGCCUGUCAUUAAGUCCCAACCAGUGCCAAAGAACAACAAAGGCCCAGUAAAGGUUGUAGUGGGGAAAACUUUUGAGGAUAUUGUCUUGGAUACCGAAAAAGACGUCCUCAUUGAGUUUUACGCUCCUUGGUGUGGACACUGUAAAAAACUAGAGCCUGAUUACUUGGCCCUAGGCAAGAAGUAUAAGAGUGAGAAGAACCUGGUGAUCGCCAAGAUGGACUCCACCGCCAACGACGUGCUGGACGACAACUACAAAGUGGAAGGAUUCCCUACAAUAUACUUUGCUCCCAGCAACAGCAAACAUAAGCCGAUCAAAUUCGAAGGAGGGGACAGGACUGUAGAUGGCUUUAGUAAGUUUGUGGAAGAGCACGCGACAAUGUUGUCACACAAACGAGAUGAGCUUUGAAAAAAAAAAAAACCCACUGGCACUAAAGAACUUAAACUGGGCUUGGGAAGAGUCUGAGAAAGUGAAGGGAAGCAAUCAAGCAUAAAAAGAUUUAGUUACUGACGAUGACAGAGUUCAACAGUUUUAGUUUGCGUUCAUUCCAAGAAGAGAUAUCCUACUUUGUGCUUCCAAAAAGCAUGUGAGCUGUGAUGGUUUUUAAAUAAAACAAAAUGAGGGCUCUGUGGGCCAACACUC
Messenger RNA from Nerophis ophidion (straightnose pipefish), 2341 nucleotides. RefSeq names its product protein disulfide isomerase family A, member 4 (gene pdia4). Lineage: Eukaryota; Metazoa; Chordata; Actinopteri; Syngnathiformes; Syngnathidae. Gene Ontology annotation, cellular component: endoplasmic reticulum lumen; endoplasmic reticulum; cell surface. Gene Ontology annotation, biological process: protein folding; response to endoplasmic reticulum stress. The record is from RefSeq and is a predicted model, not a curated record. Gene Ontology annotation, molecular function: protein disulfide isomerase activity. The transcript has 10 exons. Bases 200 to 2107 code for a protein of 635 amino acids.